Prunus armeniaca (apricot) is the source of this 264-nucleotide messenger RNA. The record is from the annotation of a GenBank genome assembly. Lineage: Eukaryota; Viridiplantae; Streptophyta; Magnoliopsida; Rosales; Rosaceae.
AUGCAAACACGCACAAAUGAGAAACAAGUUGUGAAUGACGGGUUUUAUAGAGCAAUCCCACAAGUUGCGGAUGUUCUUCAUGACAUACCUUUCAAAUUGGGGCUUUUUUUCUUCCGGCAGCUACAAAUGGGCUGGGCUGCCGUAAGGAGUGAACUGAUGAAGUUAUCCACUGUGCUUGAGUUCAGAGAUCAAGCCCCAAGAGUACUUCGAAAGGACAGUAGGGCCUUAGGAAACACCUUGGUUACCUUCACCAACAAAAAAUAA